AUGACUUCGAUUAUCUUUGCUGUGGUUGUGCUCUUUGCAGUUGGGUCGGCGUAUCCAAUGGAGAAGCGACAGGCCAACGGACCGUGGAGUUUGUAUGCAUACGGCAAAGACAUCGACGGGCUGCCUGUCUUCUAUGCAGAUGGUCAAGCCCAUAUCGGCGAUCUGCCACUGUUAAACGCAACCAACAAGUUCGCAGUUUCUUGUAGCCUUUGA
This is a messenger RNA of Penicillium egyptiacum, 213 nucleotides long. The record is from the annotation of a GenBank genome assembly. Lineage: Eukaryota; Fungi; Ascomycota; Eurotiomycetes; Eurotiales; Aspergillaceae.